Molecule: messenger RNA, 926 nt
Organism: Phytophthora sojae
Lineage: Eukaryota; Oomycota; Peronosporomycetes; Peronosporales; Peronosporaceae
Exons: 1
Coding region: 39-926 (295 amino acids)
Source: RefSeq, a predicted model, not a curated record
AAUUGCUCUUUUACCUCAAACAGCAAAAUCUCGUCGUCAUGCGUCUCAGCCUCUUCCUCGUGCUGGUCGUGGCCACCUUCGCCGUCCUCGUGAGCGCCGAAAAGACCACCACAGCUCGCCGCCUCAAGAGAGCCGACGACCUCACCGCUCAUGAGGAAGAGCGGAACAUCCUCGCCACGACGGUUUCAGGACUGGCCAGUGGCGCCGAGAAGUUUUUGAGCCCCGCUCUCCUUGCCAAGUUGCCGAAUGCGCUCAGGAAGAACCCUGCGGCUGUGAAUAAAGUCGACGAUGCGGCUGCUGGUGCUGUUGUUGCCGCCGACAAAGUUGCGGACCCCGCUGUCAUUGCCACGGUGAAGGAUGCGCUUAAGAAGGACCCUGCGGCUCUGAACAAAGUCGACGAUGCGGCUGCUGGUGCUGUCGACAAGGUUGCGGACCCCGCUGUCAUUGCCAAGGUGGAGGAUGCGCUUAAGAAGGACCCUGCGGCUCUGAACAAAGUCGACGAUGCGGCUGCUGGUGCUGUCGACAAGGUUGCGGACCCCGGUGUCAUUGCCAAGAUCGAGGAUGCGCUCAAGAAGAACCCUGCGGCUCUGAACAAUGUCGACGACGCGGCCGCUGGUGCUACUGGCGCUGCUACUGGCGCCAGAAAGAUCUGGGACAAGCUCGCCGACACUGCCUUGUCGGGCGGCCGACUGAAGAAGGUGGACACCACGACCAGCCAGUGGAAGACUGAGUGGGCCAAGCUCAAGGGAAACCCGCAAUUCGCGGGUAUUACUGAGGCCCAGGCCGUCAAGAUGACGGAGGCUGCUGCCAAGGAAGUGGUCAAGAACCCGUCCAAGUGGCGUCACUUCAAGAAGUUCUUGGAGAUUGCGUUCGGUGCUGUGCUAACGGGAGUCAUCGUCGCCGGCUUCAACUCGAUGGUUUCUUAG